UUAAAUUUGGGUGAAACAAAGAUGGCGGAUGCGAGAGAAUUACAAGCGAAUCUUACCGAAUAUCGUGCUCAGUUCAGACAGGUCGAAGCCGCGCUGACGACGGAUCCAGAUAAUGACGAACUCAUCAAGUUAAAACAAGAUUUACAGGAGGUGAUAAAUCUUACAUUAGAUCUUCUGAAGGUGAACGAGAAAACUGUCAUUCCCUCAGCUGCCUUCAAAUGGAAAGUUGGACAAAAAUGUCAAGCUGUGUGGAGUCAGGAUGGAAGUUACUAUGAUGCAACUAUCGAUAGUAUAUCAGAAGACUUCACAACAUGCACAGUUUCAUUUGAAAAAUACGGAAAUACAGAAAUUGUAAAGGUUUCAUCACUAAGAGAAAAAGAACAAGCUGAUUCCUCUGCACCUAAAAGGGUGGCUGAAACUAGCAUUAUGGCUGCACCAAGCACUUCAAAGAAAUCUAGGGCCAAUGAGGAUGCUCUUCGUGAACAGAAAAAGAAGAAAAUGAUGAAAAAGAAACAAAGAGCCAAGGAAAUUGAAGAACAAAGGGAAAAAGACAAACAGAACUGGUUGGAUUUCUUCCAUAAUUCAAAAGGAGGUGGAUCCAGCAAAUCUGGAAAGAGUCUAAAGGGUGUGU
This is a messenger RNA of Pocillopora damicornis (cauliflower coral), 631 nucleotides long. RefSeq names its product survival of motor neuron-related-splicing factor 30. The record is from RefSeq and is a predicted model, not a curated record. Gene Ontology annotation, biological process: mRNA processing; regulation of alternative mRNA splicing, via spliceosome. Gene Ontology annotation, cellular component: cytoplasm; precatalytic spliceosome; nucleus. Gene Ontology annotation, molecular function: RNA binding. Lineage: Eukaryota; Metazoa; Cnidaria; Anthozoa; Scleractinia; Pocilloporidae.